GUAACUUCCUGUACACUCCGGUUUUACUGUUGUCCCGUUCUUUCCAGGUUAGACCGGCUGCUGAGCGACCGUCUAUUCCUGCGGGCUUUUGUUUGUCUGGAUUUUUAUCUCUGGAGCCGAAAUAUUUAUUGAAACGUUUUUUUAAGGAUUGAUUCUAUUUUUUAUUUGAGCAAGAUGGGCUGCGCUGGAUUCACCUGCUCCAAACACUCCCUGUGCGUGCUCAACAUCCUCUAUGUGAUGGUGAGCCUGCUGAUGAUCGGCAUCGCGGCGUGGGGGAAGUGUUUGGGUCUGGUCUCCAGUUUCCAGGUGGUUGGGGGCAUCAUCGGCGUGGGCGUCUUCCUGUUCUUCGUGGCGCUGGCCGGCCUCAUCGGGGCCAUGAAGCAUCACCAGGUCCUGCUCUUCUUCUACAUGAUCGUCCUGUUCAUGGUGUUUAUUGUGCAGUUCUCUGUUUCCAGUGCCUGCUUAGCCAUCAACAGAGAGCAACAGGACCAGCUGCUGGAGGUGGGCUGGAACAACUCUCAGAGCACUCAGAGGGACGUGGAGAAGAGUCUCAACUGCUGUGGCUUCAGACAGGUGGAGGCCAGCCUCAGCUGUGACGCUGCCUGCUUCCCCAACAACUCAUGCUCGCCGUGCGCAGAUAAGAUCCAGGAACAUGCUGGAGAGGUGCUGCGCUUUGUAGGAGGGAUCGGACUCUUUUUCAGCUUCACCGAGAUUCUGGGAGUCUGGCUCACUUAUCGCUACAGGAACCAGAAGGACCCCCGAGCCAACCCCAGUGCUUUCCUGUGAGCCGUCUGCACCUCCAUGGGCCUUCUCCGGGCUCGACCUGUACAUACCUGACUCACCUGUGUGUUGGAACUUCUCUGGGCUGUACCUGUACAUACCUGACUGACCUGUGUGUGUUUCACUGACUGCUGCAGCCAUGCUCUUAUAAUGUCCUGUGUUUGGUUGUUCAAGAGUGCACACAUGUUGCCUCCAGUGUGACAGCUCUGUCUGAACAUUCACUAUUAGUACACAGAGCACUGGGUGUAAAAAUAGGCAAUACUGUCUACUGCUGUAUAUUCCAAAGUAUUAUUAUAUACAGUAUUUAUGCAGCCUGCCUGAUGUUGACCCUCAACACUGUUUCUGUUUGUCUGCCCCACUGAACGCAAUAAUGUCAACUGCUGCUCUGCAUAUUGACAUGACUACUGUGUGUGUGUGUGUGUGUGUGUGUGUGUGUGUGUGUGUGUGUGUUUGGCCUUUUGCAUGACUCUUAAGCAAAUACGAGCUACUGAUUGAGAGCUGCACUGAGGAUUCUGUCUCAGCCUUUGUACUGUAAACUGCAACAAAACACUGGUGGAAGAAAAAUAAAUCUGUUUCUCUGGCUUUA
Molecule: messenger RNA, 1366 nt
Organism: Sander lucioperca (pikeperch)
Lineage: Eukaryota; Metazoa; Chordata; Actinopteri; Perciformes; Percidae
Gene: tspan13b
Product: tetraspanin 13b
Exons: 6
Coding region: 175-786 (203 amino acids)
Cellular component (GO): membrane
Source: RefSeq, a predicted model, not a curated record